GCAAUAUGGCAGCCUCCAGUGUUAGUAAAUAACUGAACGAAUGAAUUUAUGUUUUCAAAUUUAAAAGAAUAAUUAGGCCCUAAUCAAAACAUUUUUUGGUUCUAUUAAUAAUUGUACAGAUAUUACAAAUGGCAGCAACUACAAUUCGAAAUAUUGCACCAAUCUUAUCAGGAUUAAGAAACCUGAGAUGUGUAAAAUCUAUCAGAUUUAACCAUUUGUCAGCCAGAUGCACAGCACCAUCUUUAUAUUAUACACCAUCUACUAUAUCAAUCAGAGACUAUGCUACCAAGAAAGCUAAGAAAGAAAAAGCAGCUAGUAAAGUAGCCAAGAAGAAUGUACAUGUAGCUGAAUUAAGUGAAGCUGAUAUGGAGGGUGUUUUAGAUAAACAGAAACUAGAAAACGACAUGAGAUCGGUUUUAGAAGAAUUACAUGAUCAGUUUAUACAUCAGUUAACUGUACGCACAAAUCCAGGUGUAUUUGAGGGGUUGGUAGUAGAAACACCGGAUGGGAAGUUUCCAUUGAAUCAUAUUGCACAAAUAGUAUUAAAAAAUCCUUCGUUGUUAUUAAUUAACCUGUCAUCCACACCUCAGUAUAUAUCAGCUGCUGAAGAAGCUAUAAAAAAAUCAGGAUUGAAUGUUAAUCCACAGAUAGACAGCACUACAAUAUUUAUACCUUUACCCAAAGUAACUAAAGAACAUAGAGAAAACUUAGCCCAUAAUGCUAAAACAUUAGCAGAAAAGUCAAAAGUCAAAUUACGAGAUGUGCAUGGAAAAUAUGUGAGAAAAAUAAGAGCAUGUAAAGACAGCCAUUCAGAAGAUUUAAUACACGAUUUACAAGAAAUGGUAUUAGAUAUGAUGCAUUCUCAUACACAACAGAUUGAUGCACUGGUUCAUGCUAAAAAGAAAGAUUUACUUGGUGAAAAAUAGUACUAUUUUCUAGCAAAUGAAUUUUAUUUUAUUUUCUUGCUAACCUGUAUAUAAUUUUGGGCUAUGAGAAUAUAUCUUGUUAUUAGUGAUACUAAUCAUGAUGAACUGAUUUGAAAUAUUACUGGAAUAUUAUUGUGUGAAUAUGGACUGAUUAAUUGUUAGAAGAGUAUAUGAAUACAGUAAUGACUGGAAACUAAAGGUGCUGCAAUUACCUUCUUGUAUUUUGCAGACUCAAUUAAAUAUAUUAAUAAACUACAUUUGGAAAUGUUCUUAUUGUCAAAUCUCCAAAUGCUACUGGGCAAACAAAAGAAGAUAAUCACAAAAAAAAGGAAAUCUAAACUAAAGUAGACAGAUCACCCAUAGUAGUGAUGCUGUAUCUGAGAUAAUCUAGCUCACAGAGAAUACAUCAAAUUAAAUACAGAUGUCCAUACAUAGACCAAAAUAUUGUCUGAAGGAUUUAUGUUGCUAUUACAUGUCUAGCCUUGUGGGUAUGUCGUUUUACUGCCAGUAGUUUGUCAUUUUAGUCACUUCAAUAAAGAGCCCUGUAUGCAAGGAAACGAAUGAUCAGUAGGCUUACAAAAUUAAUGAAAUAAUUAAGUUGCGUGGAUAUCAACUUCCCUUUAGGCAGGAAUGUUCAGAUGAUGUAAGAAUUUUUGGGACAAAAAAAUAGGGGUAGAAGUUUAUUUUUUUUCUGCUUAAACAUACAUUAUGCAAGAGGUAAAUCUGCCAAUUGCAGGUCUCUCUUCAGGCCUGAAAUGUUAUCUAAAUUAUUAAUUAGACAUUAAUUAACUUAUCCAGACCAUAAUCAACUCUCGAUGUAAUCGCUAGCCUGCGAUAUUUACUGGAUUAUAAUCUGAUCUGCUGCUCAACGCUUAUUCAUGAUUAAAUCAAAAAAUGGAUAAUCAAGACUAUGUUUUUUAUCGUAACGAGGCUAAGCCCAAAAUUCAAUUACUAAAUUCUCGGUUCAGCAAAUUCAGUUUACAUUAUCUAGUUUUUAACUAUUAUAGUGAGAACUGCCAGCUCUUUAUCUAAUCUCCCAUAAUGUAUCUAAUUAAAAUUCAACAAUAUCUUGAAUGAAGAUUAUGUAGAUUAAACAGAAAGGAUAUCAAGUUCAUCUGUUCAUCAAUUCUAAAUGGUGUAUCAUUUAAACUGGUAAAAAAGAUCAUUGUAAAGUUUUUUGGGUUUUUUUGUCAUUGAAAAACAAUUUGUACAAAACCUUUUUGUUUAGGGGUUUGACCUUGGGAUGAGAUCUCUUACAGUAUACAAAUAUGUCAAAAUAUUGAAUAUUCUAAGUAAAAAAUUGUGAAAUAUAUCUGUAUGAAUUAACAAUAAAUACAUAUAGUAAUAUAGUAUUGAUUAAAAAUGUAUAUCCCUAAUAGUAGCUAUUCUAAUUACAUAACCAUUGAUUGACUCAAGUUUACUUUCUGGUACAUUUUAAUGAAUUUUAAUAAAUCAAGUCUUAAGUAAUAAUAAAUACUAUCAGCUAAAAAUUCAAGAUUUAAAUUUUUAAAAAAAGAAAAAUUUGACCAGCACAAUUACUUGUACUUGAUAUAAUAUAAAUAUAUGGAAUAAGAAUGAAAGUGCUAAUAUGCCUUAUUAAGUGAUGAGUUGUGAGUAUUUGCCCAAGUCAAAAUUGGUAUCUACACAGAUAAGAGCUAAUGUUGAGAUUUUGAUUUUCACUUUAAUCUAAUAAUAUAAUUAAAAUUAGUAAACAAACUAACAUCCGCCAUCAUAAAUCUAAAUAACAGGUAAGUCUAAAUCACUGAAUCUUGAUUUAUAAUUAUAAUAUAAUAAAUAUCAGGUUUGCUUCAUCUUGAUGACUAUCUAUUUUUUGUCUCGUUUAAAUGUAGCUUUUUCCAAACCCAUCAUUGGUGCCUCAAAGACCAGUGAUACUAUAAAUACAGGGGCGGAUUGGGCCAUCGUCGGGCGAUUGGGCGAUAGCCCAAAGGGCCGGUCGGCCAAAGGGCCGGUCGAACAAAAGAUGAAAAAAAAUAAUUUUGUUCAAUUCGUCUAAAAAACCUUUUCUGCUGAACAUUAUAUGGGAGGGGGGGGGGGGGUAUUGGACCGGCCAUGGAGCGAUGAUGAUCAUGAAUCAUGUUCUAUGUGGCCGGUGGCUUUAACGGGCCGCCACGCCAUCACUGGAAUCUGGAUUGGGCUGGUAUAAUAGACUUUCUGGGCCGGGUGUGGGCUGGAAUUCGGAAUCCUGCAAUGGGAUUCCGAAUUUCAUCCGAAAAUUUCAUCGGAUUCACCCGACACUGUCACCAGAAACGUCUGCCGAUGGUUCGUAACUCCCCAAACAAAAUUCAAUUUUAAGGCCUUGGCAAAAUUUGAUGAUAGCUGGUCUUGACGAUACGAUGAUAAUACGUUAAUUAAUAAUAUGACGAUAUGAUAAUUUCACAGGUUGAUGGUUGUAAAUUACUGCAGGUCGGGGUUUUGGCCUAAAUUAAUCGAUUUAUGAGAUAUAUUAUUUGACAGAGAUUAUAAUCAGAUAUGCCACCAAAUCGCAUAUUUGGGGUUCAUUUUUCAAAAUUUUCAUGGGGGAGAGCCCCCGGAACCGCUCCGACACGGGAGUCCGGGCCGGUUCCCGGUCCCAAUCCGCCCCUGGGUAGAUAUCCACAGUGUAUACUAUAUAUAUAUAUAUAUAUAUUGCUUGAUUUGUUAUUUUAAGCUAUAGUUGUAUAGUUUGGCUUCGGCUUCCAUUUCCUAGAUAUUAAAUUGUGCCUAUAUAUAUAUUGGCAUGCACGUUAAAGAUCAAUUGGCAGUUGGAAUUUGAUAAGAGUAUAGGCUGUAGUGCGGCUGUCCGGGCAAAAUUUCUCUCAUAGCACACUGUAUGGUGUAUGUCCGUCUUCAUUAGCCCAGCUGGAGCAGAACAGUAGGAUGUUAAACACAUUUCAUUUCAUUUCGCAUAUCUUAGGCCUACAUAUAUGUAUAAAAAUUAUAAUCACCCAUCUUUGCCAGACCUUAAUGAAUAUAUAAAGACUGGGUGACAAGUGACUUCAGCAUAAUGUCCCCACACCAGUUUAGUACUUAUUAGCUUUGAAAAAAAACCCCAGACAGAUUCUGAAAUACAGAUUCUGAAAUACGGUACCUCUAGGCCUACCUUUAAUUCCUUAAUGAAAUAUCAACAUUAUUUUGUAAAUGAUGUCAUUGGAGAUUUAGAAAUGAGUAGGUGGGUCUAAAUAAUUUUUCGGAGUCUGCAUGGAUAAUAUAUUCUAGGACUUCCACUUUAAGAGUUAUAUUGCAUUAUGACCUUAUGUGCAUGGUCAGAUUAGGAAAAACAUCACACCAGGCCGGGACUUAAGAAUUAUAUUGUAACGUGACCUUACAAUGGAAGUCAGAUUUUAAAAAAAAAAAACAUACAUAGGGCUGGGAUGCCUACUUUAAGAGUUAUUUUGUAAUGUGAACUAAUGCUGUCAUAAAAAAAAACCAAUACAGGUGAUUAUGUAUAACUGUCAUAUGAUUUGUGUAGGUUUGUAUCUGUCUAUAUUUAGAAUUUUAGGGUCAAUAAAUAGGUUUAAUGUUGAGAUACAACUUAUUCUGCAUUCAAGGUCUACAAUAACAAAACUAAAAUUAGCAUAAAGAAACCGAUUUUUGUCCUGGGUCAUUUUAACAAAUCAGGAUAAAUUCACCCAAUCAACAUGUAUUUACCAAAUUUCAUUAUGAUAAUAAUACUAAUAAUAAUAAAAACUUUAUUUAUGAGGAAACUUAUUUAGUUUGCAAAAAAAACCCUAAUCUUCCAUAAGUCUCUCCUAAGCUACAAAGACAUAGGCCUAUACAUGAAAUAUCAGGAUAAAUUCAAAAUCAUUUGAAAUGCAAUAGCAUUUUAAAGUGAGAAGUUUGGCAAGUAACCCACGAGGUUGGACAGGUGACCCUACUCUUUGUCACGUACAACCGUGGAAUCGAAACCCCGCCAGUUGACUCAAUGACAGACUUUAUGAUACAGCGCACACAUGCUAACCAUAUAGCCAUCCAACCCCCCUUACUUUUUGAAAUCCAUCAAGAGUUUAGAAGAAAUUGAAAAUAAGAGAAAUGAUGACAUAGCUUCUUCGACUAAAACCGCCUUGUGGUGUAAUAUUUGGAUACCCCCAAUUGGUCUUGUCCUUAUUUAGUUUUCUUAUAUGUUUAUUUAUUUUUAUUGCAUAUUUUAUUGAAUUGUAUUGUACAGCGCAUCUGAACAUGUUUUGUGGAAGAUAGCACUCUAUAAAUGUUAAUAAUAAUAAAAUAAUAAUAUCAUCGAAAUUUUGUCCACAGCCUAUAAACCAAAGUUUUUAACCCUUUUGAUCCCAGAGUUCCCUGUGAAAGUUUCCUAGGAUUUUCCAAUGUGGUUUACCCUAGUUAGUGGUGCAGUGUCUAGUAGUAGUAGCUUGGAUGACCUGAAAAACCAAAUAUCGGUGCACUUUGGCAUGCAAGUAAAAGAACCUUUGACAGUUGGAAUUCGAAAAGAGAGUAUGCCAUUGUGCUGCUGUUCGGGCAAAAUUUCCCUAAAAGCAUACUGCAUUGGCCUGAUUGGUGCAGAAAAGUAAUAAACCCCACUUUCAUUUCAUUUUAGAUUUAUAUUUAAAAAAUGUCAAUAAAAUUCAUACACAUGAGUGACAAGUUGACAACUAAUAUAACACAUAUAGUCAUUAUACAAUAUCCAUGUUCUAAGGAAAAGUCGUAAAAAAUAAAUUUGUACAUGAUGCAAUUUGAGGCAUUGUUUACAAAUUAAUAUUUCUGGCAAGUCUGUAUGAAUAACAGUAAAUAUAUAUAGUACUGAUUAAAGAUAUAUAUCCUUGAUAGUGGUGAUUUUAACAAUAUAAACAUGGAGUGGAAAACAUAUCAAAAAUGUUUGUCACCGAAAGCAGUAUAUCUUUUGAAAUACUUUUUGUUAAUCUACAAAUUUCAACACAGGUGCUGUUAUAUGUAUUACACUUGCAAGGUGGUGAAUGAACAAGUGUUAGCAUUCGAGCAAUAUAAAGGAUUAACAAGAGCAUCGCUAAUGCUGCAAUAUACGUCCACAUUAUUGCUUUGAUUGAUAUGGUACUCUUUAAAAUGAAGAGAAUGAAAUAGCUGUAAUA
This is a messenger RNA of Patella vulgata (common limpet), 5983 nucleotides long. RefSeq names its product ribosome-recycling factor, mitochondrial. The record is from RefSeq and is a predicted model, not a curated record. Gene Ontology annotation, molecular function: ribosomal large subunit binding. Gene Ontology annotation, biological process: translation. The coding region runs from base 129 to 926 and encodes 265 amino acids. The transcript is spliced from 7 exons. Lineage: Eukaryota; Metazoa; Mollusca; Gastropoda; Patellidae. Gene Ontology annotation, cellular component: mitochondrion.